Messenger RNA from Lactuca saligna, 3258 nucleotides. Lineage: Eukaryota; Viridiplantae; Streptophyta; Magnoliopsida; Asterales; Asteraceae. The record is from the annotation of a GenBank genome assembly.
CCCAAAUUGGUGAUUUGGGUUACGUCUACGGUGUCACUGACGGCGUAAGCAAACGUGGUGAUAUGGCAAGAGGGAGCCCGAGGACUCACCCAGUCAUUAUGGUAGCAAAUCAGUGACGUGGCAAAUAUUCGAUGCCAGCGAGGCCAUCUCGAACGUAUCGAAACCACGAAUCUUCUCCCUUCACGAAUCACAAAAAACCCUACCUGUCGCACUCCCUUGAUCCUUUUUCAUCGAAUCUGUAACUCCUUCAAAGGAGCUUGAAAUCGGCACCAGAGAUCCAUGGAGAGGAUCGUCGGAGAUAAGUACAAGUUAGGUCGCAAAAUUGGAAGCGGAUCAUUCGGUGAAAUCUUUCUCGCUACGCAUGUGGAUACACAUGAAAUUGUUGCUGUAAAAAUGGAAAAUAGGCAAACCAAGCACCCACAAUUGCUUUAUGAAGCCAAGCUAUACAAUUAUCUCCAGGGAAUAGUUGGAAUUGCUAGCAUCCAUUGGUCUGGGGUUGAUGUUGAGGACAAUGUGCUUGUUCUUGACCUUCUUGGGCCUAGUCUUGAGGAUCUAUUUGUUUAUUGUGGAAGAAAAUUCUCAUUGAAAACAGUUUUAAUGUUAGCUGAUCAAAUGCUUACAAGAAUAGAACUGAUGCAUGCUAAAGGAUUUCUGCAUAGAGACUUGAAACCAGAUAAUUUUCUCAUGGGUCUAGGCAGGAAAGCAAAUCAGGUCUAUGUUAUUGACUUUGGACUUGCUAAAAGAUACCGUGAUCCCACCACAAGUUGCCAUAUUCCUUACAAUCUUCCAUGGCAGGGACUAAAAGGUGCAACAAAGAAGCAAAAAUAUGACAAAAUAUGUGAAAAGAAAGUAUCGACUCCUAUUGAGGUUUUAUGCAAGAAUCAUCAUGUGGAGUUUGCCUCUUACUUCCAAUAUUGCAGAUCUUUAACAUUUGAUCAAAGACCUGAUUAUGGAUUCUUGAAGCGCCUUUUUCGUGACUUAUUUACGCGAGAAGGAUUUGAUUUUGAUUACGUAUUCGAUUGGACAAUCUUAAAGCAUCAGCAAUCAGAAAAGAAUAAACCACAGAAUCAUUCAACUAGUCGAGCAGUUCCUGGUGUGAUUAACAGACCAAUGCCAGUUCAUUCAAAUAAGCGCCAAGGGGUAAAUGAUGAUUCCUAUCAAAUUGGAGCAACAGAUCGCAGAAGAUCAAGCAAUAUGAUGAUGACUCGUCCUAAUGAAAAUAUUUCACUCGGGAAACACUUGACCAGUCCUACACCAAAGGCGUCUACCUCAUUCUCAAUGGGUGGCAACUUUGUUAAACCGGAUGAACCAAUUGACCCGACAAAAACGACCCGCGGGUCGACUAGUUGGAUCCGAUCCUUACACCGAUCACUUCACAUGUACCAGAGUUGUUGCGAAUGUGUAUGCCCUAACCCGUAUCAGCUUGUUGUAUAAAAUACAUGUUAAAUGGAUUUUGGUGCAAGAUGGUGGAUUUUGUACAUUUAUGGUUGUGGGUUUGUUGGAAAGCAAUUGUGAUGCGAGAUUUUAAGAAGUAGCAGAAUGCAAGGCAAAGGGUUGGAAGAUUUGGUUAUAUAUCGUUUUAAUUACUCCUACUGCUGAAUCAAUGGAAAGCUUUAAAAUCUGUGUUGAUCAUGAAUGAAAUUCGUUGAAUGAAGCACAAAAAAAAAAAGCGAAUGGUUAUAUCAUAUCAUGAUCAUGAUCAAUGAUCAUAUGGUAAAAUAUGACACAAUAUUGCAGUUGCUUGUGAAGUUGGCUGGCCACGUGUACAAAGUAAAAACACAAGCAGCACAGGUGAAUUUCCUGUCUUUCUUUUUUUACAACCUUUAAAAAUUGUUGUAACCCAUUUUAUAGUCAACUGGUGAAAUUAGGGUUUGAUUUUUUUAUUCGUCUGUAACUAUAAAGUUGAAUAGUGAAGCAAAUCUAGUGAAGCGGUGUAAACAAGCUGAGCCGAGCCGAUCUCGAGCUCGGGAUUUAGCUGGUUUAAUAAAUGAGCCUGGCUUGCUCGAGCCGAGCUUUUAAUGAGCCAAUCCCGAGUAGCUCACAUGUAGUUCAAGCUCGUUUACACCCAUAGAAGCAGGCGACAAGUAGAUAGGUUAGUGAGUUCUGUUGUGACCAAUAUAAAAAAAUAUCAACGUUAUUAACAUCCUAAUAUUUUAAUUUAAUGGUGUUAGGCGUAAAAGCUCAUUCAUAUCCCCUAAAUGAGUGGUAUUCUGAACAAAUAUUUAAAAUAUGAAAUGGGGGCCCAUGCAUUUUGUAACGUGAGUGAGUGGUUAUUCGGUGAUAAAUGUUUGAGAAAGGACCACGCAAUUGCAAAGAAAUUUUGUGAAUAUGUAAUUCGUAACAGUAGGAUUAUGUUUUAAUUAGAAAUAAGAAUGCACUUUUGGUCUCUGAAAAAUAACAAAACAGAUUGUUCCUAGUUUCAGUGGUUUGUGAAAUGGGAAAAUUUAAAAAAUAAAACAUGCAUAGAAAUGACAAAUGUGAAAGAAGUUGAAAGUAAUUUUAUGAAAAUAAAUUCGUUGAAAAAUGUUGUAAAAGAUGUGCAAAUUGAGAAAAAGUAUUUUUCUAAAAAGUAACUAAUAAAAAGAGUUGGAAUGUAAGAGUGGUUCAUUAAUUUAUAUUAAAAUUGUUCAAAACAAGUUUAUAAAAAACAAAGUGUAAAAAAAGAAGUAAAAUAAGUUGCUCUAAGCGCAGAGACUUAAAAAAACAUUACUAAAUUUUUAAAAAACAUAAGUUGAAAAACAAGAUGGGAAAAAUCUAUAAAAACGAGUGAACAAAAUUUAUAAAAACAAUUAAAGAUUAAAAUAUAUAAAAACAAAGUUGAGUGAAAAAGAUACGGGUAGAUUGUAAAAACGAAUUUGUGGACCAAAUGUGUAAAAGAAAAGAGAUAAUGAUUUAAAAAUGUGUUUCGAUUUGUAUAUAUACUUAGUUAGAUUUUUUGUCCGUCUACUUUUAUCCAUUCAACAUAUUUAUAUUGUAUACAUUCAGUGAGUUCUUAUGAUCAUAUUUUUCCAUCAACAAUCAAUAAUGAGGAGUUCAAGAAUGUUGAUACUAAUGGCCGUCUCAGUUUCGUCUGUUUGGUUACUUAGGUCUUGUGGUUUGGUUUAAGCUUUAUGUUUCAAACGUUGUAACUUUUUUAUACGAUCUUAGAUUUUAACGAUUUUUAUAUUCAUACGUUUGUAUUUAAGUUUACUAUAAUUUUCGUUUAGAUUAUCUCUAUUAAAAAACUAAUAUAUUUUUACUUAUGAAUUUUAUAUCCUC